This is a messenger RNA of Neogale vison (American mink), 777 nucleotides long. It is a transcript of the gene LYPD8, whose product is annotated as LY6/PLAUR domain containing 8. The record is from RefSeq and is a predicted model, not a curated record. The transcript is spliced from 5 exons. Gene Ontology annotation, biological process: defense response to Gram-negative bacterium. Bases 1 to 777 code for a protein of 258 amino acids. Lineage: Eukaryota; Metazoa; Chordata; Mammalia; Carnivora; Mustelidae.
AUGAAGGACAUUCUUGUUGCUGCCAUCAUCACAGGAUUCGUGGUGGCAGCUGUAGAAUCCCUACAUUGUGUGCAGUGUAAUUCAUUGACAAACCCUUGUAACAACAGCAUCAUCACUGAGUGUCCCCUGGAUGCCAAUGCCAGCUGUACCAGUUUCAUGACCAACUCUUCUUUAGGAGCAGCCAACAUAUACCAGUUCAAAGCCUGCUCUGCAGAGAACUGCAGGGAAGGCAGAGACAUGGUUGAAGCCUUCACUGUCCAUGUGUCCAACAACAUACACUUCCACUUUGUAAGCCAGUGCUGCCAAGGAAAGGAGUGCAAUGAGACCAGUGAUGCUCCGGCUCCUCCCGUGGAAGAUAUGUCCAGCAACGUAGAGUGUCCUGCAUGUUAUGGAUCUAAUGAAAGUUCUUGUAAUGAGCAAUUCAGGAAAUGUUAUAAAGAAGAACGGUGUGUCAAUCUAGUUGCAGAAUUUAAGAAUGAGACUAAGAAGUUCUUGCUGAGGGGCUGUUCCAACAUCAGCAACUCCACCUGUCAGUUCCUGUCUGCUGAGAACCGGACAGUUGGAGGAGUCAUCUUCCGAAAGUUCGAGUGUGUAGACAGUGCUAACUCCUCCUCAACUGCCAUUCCCAACCCAACUCUGACCACCCCUCUUGCCAGCAGCUCCAAUGCCUCCUCAGCACCCACCUCCAAUGAGCCCACCACUCCAGACACUGGCUCCAAAGUCUCCUUCACCCCUGCGGCCCUUGCCAGCCUCCUCCUGCUGGGGCUGCUGAUCUGA